Molecule: messenger RNA, 3894 nt
Organism: Rhodotorula toruloides NP11
Lineage: Eukaryota; Fungi; Basidiomycota; Microbotryomycetes; Sporidiobolales; Sporidiobolaceae
Product: histone-lysine N-methyltransferase
Exons: 13
Coding region: 1-3894 (1297 amino acids)
Cellular component (GO): nucleus
Molecular function (GO): zinc ion binding; protein binding; histone methyltransferase activity
Source: RefSeq, a predicted model, not a curated record
AUGGCAGACUCGUCUGACAGCUCGGACGAAGAGUUCGAGUUCCGUGACCCGGUCACAGGCGAAGUCGUUCUGCCACGGAGCACCCUCCCCACCUCUUCGUCGAACGGAUCCAAAUCAGCGGCUCCUCCGUCCUCGUCGACUGCGCGAAAACCUACUACAGUCGGAGCUUGGGCAACGCCGUCGAACAGCCAACCUCGAGCGGGACCGAGCGGGAGUCAACGAGGGAGGGACGUCGGAGGGAGCGGCAGCGUUCAAGCGCAAGGUCAGCGGCGCAGACAGUCUACGGGCGGUGCGAAUGAGCAGCCCCAGACAGGUGGUGCGGUUGCGACUGCCAACGUCUCCAACGGCUUUAAGAAGCGGGCGACGCAUGUUAUCUCCCUGAGCGAUACUUCGGACGAGUCGGCAGGCGAGGCGACAGCAGCAGGGCGAGACCGGGUCGCGAACGGACGUCGACAGCAGGCAGCUACGCCCUUGGCGAACGGCAACGUUGCGACGGCACAUUGCUCGUCUUCCCGUCUUGAGCGGGCGGAUCGUCAACAGGCUGCUUCGAGCGAGGACGAACUCGCGAUCCGUCCUGCAUCGGCUCGCCGGCCUUCGCACCUUCUGAAGCGUCCUCGUCAAUCGGCCCCUGCCGCUCCCGCGAUCCAUACAAACGGCGCCGACGCAGCCGCUACCGCAGCGAAGCGUGCUUCGCGACCUCCGGACGGUGCAGGCCGAGCGACAACGUCUGACAUUGGCCCGAACCCCGGCUCGACAUCGGCACACUCGUCAAACCCGACACGAAGAUGGUCCGACGCUUCGAAGCAGACUGCGUCAGCGGGCGCAGUGUCGAGACAAGCGACCGACGCGACGCCUCGCGCUGGACCUUCGACUUCGAGGGCUGAUGCGCCAGCUCAACCGGGACCGUCGAGGCAGAAUCCUCCCGCAUCCGACCGGCGGAAAUUCAUGUCGACGUCCAGCGCGGCGUUUCCGGCAGUACCACCUAGUUCGUCAGCUUCGCCGAAUUAUCGAAUGCCUGCAGCAUUGCGAAAAGCGCUUGGCCAGUCGUCGCCGAACGGAGCGGCUCUUAACGGACGCUCGCCCCCUUUGACAACCAACAACCUCGCUUCGAGUGUCUCGCCCACAAGCGCAGCUGCGCCUUCGACGAGCCGGAUUGUCAAGCCGAAACCGAUCCUUCCAGCUCCGCGUUCAGCCUUCAACCGCCCUCCCGAGGAUCACUCCGCACCUCGGCAAGCACCUCGACAGCAACCCGCCGCUUCCUCCUCGUCUGCGGCUCCAGCACUUUCUGGCGCCGCUCGGAACGAUGCGCGCCAGGCGAAUGACGAUCAGCUUCCUCUCAACGGUCGGCCCGAUCUUGAAAACCGGCAGUCUGCAACGGCGUCUCAAGCUGGCGUUGCAGGAGCGCCUGCACGAGCGAAAGACACGGGCGACGACUCCGACAUCGAGAUCCUCUCGGAAGUGCCUGCUAUCGCCGCCGUCGGGAACGCCGCACCCGCUUCGCAAGGUUUGGCCGGGAGCGUCUCUUCAAGAUCGCCUAUACCGCAACGAGCCGCUGAGCCCGAUAGCUCACGGUCGCCUACCCCUGUUCCGCGUCACGAGCGGAAUCUCGGCUUCGCCGGCAGUUCGAGCCCAGGAACAGGACAAGUGGGCGACCAGCUCGAGGUCCAGGCUGGCCUCCUCGCUGACGAGGAAGACAACGAGGACGAGCAGGAUAAGCGCGACGGGGUGCCUCUGCGGCGUCAGUACAGUCGCGUCGUUCCCGAUUCGGACGAGGAAGCCGCCGGACCCUCCGCGCCAGUGCUCGGCCAGCUGCCCGCCGCACCCCGCUUGAACGUCUCGCUCGUCGGGAACGCAAAUAGUGGGUCCUCUAUCAAGGCGCCUCGUCGGUCGCAUCAAGUCGCCCGCGCCAUGUCAGGCGGCUUCACCGCUCGCAAGUCCACAACCCUUAGCCGGCCGCAGUCGACCAUCCCAGCCCCAGUGCAGGCCGACGAGGAUCACUUGCAAGGCUUGCCUGCCUCAGCGACGGACAAGCCCGCGCAAGUUGACGAACCCACCGACGGUUCAUCACCGGCGCAGCCAGCACCUCCAGCACAGUUGGUUGUCAAGGAGCAAGCUCGGCCCGUUCAGUCAGCGCCUCGACCAGGAGUUGCGAAAAAGUCGGCUGUCCUGACGCGACCACAGCCAGCGACUCCUGCACCACUGAAACCGGCGCCUGCCCCGUCCUCGUCGAAAAGGGUCGCCGAAGGGCCACCGUCUGAUGCGUCCGAUGCAGCGAACCGGUCGAAGCGACCUCGACGGGCUGCGGCCGCAGCAGCAGAUGCCGCGAACGGGAAAAGCGCUCAGAAGGCUCGCAAGACGCCUCGCCAACGGGCGGAAACUACGGCGGCAUCUUCCGUCGCGCAAGUCCUGGGGCCUAUCGCCAUUGCCGGAGACGACGCCGGUAAACAGACCAACGAGAUGCUGCAAGCUACCAGUCGAGCGGAUAUGCAAAUGCGAGCCGAGGAGUUCGUUCGUCGACAACAAUUUGAGCAACCGUGGAACCGCGUCAUCGCAGGACCGUCUUACGACCGUCUCGACGAGUUCAGCACCGACAUUCAGGACGCCGUCAACCGCCGGGAGAGACGCUUCGCCGAACUGCAUCCUGACGAGCUUCCAGUCCGCGUCCAGUACAAGGAGAUGUUUGAGCAGAUGAUCCUCGAGGCCAACAGCAAGGAAUAUCCGCCGACGGCGCCGGGCGCUCGUCCGAAGAUCCGCGUUUGCGGGCCUGCCGACGCGCCGCCCGAAGCAUGGUCCAGCCCGCCUUUCGAGUUCGUCUACACGAACCGAAUCGUCUACGAUGCCGAUAUCGUCCCCGUCCAAGCGCCCGGUUGCGGCUGCACCGGUAGCUGCGGAGAGUCGGAGAAUCGCAAGUCUUGCAGCUGCCUGCACCGGCAGAUCGCGGCGUCGAAAACGAGGGUCGGCGGGAGUAAACGUUCGGACCGGCAAGACUUCGCGUACGACCGCGAUUCGUGCCUCUUCGACGAUGUCUUGAGCUUGCAAGAUCCCAUUAUCGAGUGCAACUCGCAAUGCGGCUGCGGACCUGAGUGCAUCAACCGAGUUGUCGGUCAACGCAAGGGUAUAAGCGUCGACAUCUUCUGGACGGGGAUCGCUGGUUGGGGCGUUCGUCUCUCGAAGGACUACGAGGGCGAUCUCGUCAACGGGAGCCACCUCAGCUCAAGGGUCAAGCGGGGUGCGCCUCUCGCUGUCUACGCCGGCGAGCUGAUGCGGUCGCCCGAAGCAUACGCUCGAGACGAUCUCGUGUAUUCCUACAUCGAGCGGAACUAUAUCUAUGACCUCGACCAUUGGACCAUCGGCGAGGAGAUCAAGGCUCACGCGCCUGCUGCCAUCACCAAGAAGCUCGCUAUCGCCGCACCCGAAGCUUCACACAAGAUCACCUCUCCGGGCAAGACCAAGGUCAAGGGGAAGAGCGCUGACGACCUGCCUGUGAGCGCCAACUUGCCCUUCGACAUCGAGGGGUUCUCGUCCUUCUACUCGAUAGACGCGUAUAACUACGGCAACUGGACCCGCUUCGCCAACCACGUCUGCGAGGGUUUCAACGUCGUGCCGCGUCCGGUCUACGUCGAUGAGGGUGAUGUCACGCGGCCACUCUGGGUCUACUUCGCGAGCAAGCACAUCCUCCCCGGCGAGGAGAUCAACAUAUCGUACUUCGGCGAGAGCGAGCCCAAUCCGCAAGAGUACGGCAUGACGGACGCCGAGUGGGUCAUCGCGGCCAACAAGCAACGCGCAGAGGCGCCCGCAGCUCAUCGCUGCUACUGCGGUAAGCGUCUUUGCCGCGGUCGCAUGUUCCACGUCUCCGGCGAGAUGUUCUGGGAGAAGCGCGAGGCAGAGAAGUGA